Molecule: messenger RNA, 356 nt
Organism: Paramecium primaurelia
Lineage: Eukaryota; Ciliophora; Oligohymenophorea; Peniculida; Parameciidae
Source: the annotation of a GenBank genome assembly
AUGAAAAAAAUUGAAAAAAAAGAAUAUAAGUAACAAAAUUUUGAUAUUAUAAUGACUUUAAAAGCUAUUGACUUUUAGGAAAUUGCUUAAUCUCUCCAAAGUAUGAAAAUAACUUAUCAUAAUUAGAUGUUCAAUUAUAGUAAUCUUCUUAAGAAAAUGCUAUUUAAUAAGAGAAUCUAUUGGAUUAAGGAGAGAAAGAUGAUGAAUUGCGGGAAAUAUAAUAUUUUGAAAAUUCAGUAGAAGAAUAAAAAAUGAAGGGAAUAAUAAUAAUAAUGAGAAUAUUUAAGAUAAUUAGAAUAAAUUAAAUGAAUGAAUUGAUGAAGAAAAUAAUGAAAAUGAAUAAUAAUGAUUUUUGA